AUGGGUCACAUUGAUGGUGCCACUCUACUAGCGUUGUGUGUUGCUCUGCUGUGCGACUUUGGUGCCAGCUCCAUCAGGACCACACAUGGGAUGGAUGCCUCACAAGGUGAAUGUCCUGACAACAAAAUCCUAACCCUGGAAUAUCCCUGCGUCCGAGCUGGAGGGAAAAGCAGUACCUGCUUCAGGAGGAAAUGCUGUGAAGGCUUCAGAUUUGUGAUGGGCCAGUGCAUACCUGAAAGCGUGGACGUGUGUGCCACAUCGCCAUGUGAGCAACAGUGCACCGACAACUUUGGACGGGUGGUUUGCACGUGUUACCCGGGUUAUCGCUUCAACCGGGAGAGACACCGCAGCCACAAGUCUCCGUAUUGUCUGGAUAUCGACGAGUGCGAAGAUUCUAGCGGCGACGUGUGCGAGCACGAGUGUGUCAACACAGGUGGCAGUUUCCUAUGUCGAUGCCACAGUGGGUACAUUCUGGCUCCUGACCAGCGAUCCUGCAUUGCAGUGCACAACAUGAGUUCAUCAGAAAAGUCUGACACGCUGAUGAGCGCGGGCACCUGCUCCUUUACCUGCCAGGAUUUCAUCAGCAUGAAAAGCAGCCUGCUGCAAAUAAAACUGCGACUAGCGGGUCUGCAGGUUCCUGAUCUCCGGGCCAACCGCAGCGACAAACCUCCUCUCGGGAGGCCGGGAAAAAGUCUCGACAGCUCGUGUCGUCCUGGUCUACCUGGACCUCCGGGACCUCCUGGGCUCCCAGGUCACCCAGGUGGGCCAGGAGCUAGAGGGGACCCAGGCGGGGGAGGCCCCCCAGGGCCAAGGGGUCCUCGUGGGGACAUUGGGCCAAUGGGUCCAGAGCCUGAUUUAAGGCACAUCAAAAGAGGUCGCAGAGGACCAGUGGGACCACCUGGGGCCCCUGGAAGAAACGGCUCAAAGGGUGACAGAGGAGCUGAUGGUCCCAGUGGUCCCCCUGGCCCUCCCGGCUCGUUCGACUUUCUGCUUUUAAUGAUGGCCGACAUCCGCAAUGACAUCAUCGAGCUGCAGGAGAAGGUGUUUGGAGAGAAGAGGACCAUCUUGGACUCUCCUCCCUCUGGCGGGGAGCCCGAUUUUACCGAGUGGGGGUCCGGCCAAGGGGACCUCAUGUUCAGCACAUAA
Messenger RNA from Nerophis lumbriciformis (worm pipefish), 1146 nucleotides. The record is from RefSeq and is a predicted model, not a curated record. NCBI's taxonomy places the organism in Eukaryota, Metazoa, Chordata, Actinopteri, Syngnathiformes, Syngnathidae.